GCGUGAGUGCGCGCGUGUCACUGCGGCGUAAUGACAGCCGGGAUUUCGUCGGAGCAAGUUGGGCAAACAAGCGCAAGACAUUUCCAAGGCGAGCAUGUCUCCGCUUUUGGCUUUUGUCAAGCAACGAAAUAACUCGGAUCAUCGAAAUGGCAGCGCUUUUGUCACUUUUCCUGCCGAUUUGCUUCUUUUUAAUCGGCGAAACGACUGACUUCCUCCUUCGACUGCAGGUCGGUCGCCGUCCCCGUCCCCGUCCCCGUCCCCGUCCCCGUCCCGUCCCGGUCCCGGCGCAGGCUCGCUAAUCCCCCCCCCGCCCUCGGCGCCCACGCUUGACUCUGAGCCGGUGUUUAAUCCCCUUAAACCCCGCAGCUGCCGCGCCGCUUCUUCCUUUUUCCUGCGUUGUCCUCGAGCACGGUCGGCCGCCCGCGAGGCCCGUCGACGCCCGCAACUUUGGCCGCGACACGCGGAGCGAGCGGCCGAAGUCGGCCGAAGUUGGCCGGAAGCGGCGGGCGAGACUCGGCGCGAGUCCACGCGAGAGACCGCAGUCCAAACCGGGGGGGCGAUUUCCAUGGAAAUAGCAACAAGUCCGCUUGGAUUACAUGAAAAACAACAGCCACGGUUGCCGGACCGGGCUUGCUUCCGGGUUUCUAAGGCCGAGCCCGUUCUCCUCCUCCUCCUCCUCUUCUUCUUCUUCUUUUUCUUCUUCUUCUUCUUUUUUUUUGUAAGAGUGGAAAAUGGCUCUCUGAGAGGGUUUUGGCACCUUUCCCUACGCCACAAUGGCAACCGAAAACUUUCUGUUGAAUGAAGAACCCUCCAGAGGUCCUGGGAUGCCUGAAUGCUUUGUUGUAUCCGAUUCAUACAGGGAUGAAUUUCAUCCCUUCAUUGAGGCCCUCCUCCCCCAUGUCCGUGCCUUCUCGUACACCUGGUUCAACCUGCAAGCCCGUAAGCGCAAGUACUUCAAGAAGCAUGAAAAGAGGAUGACCAAGGAUGAGGAGCGCGCGGUGAAGGACGAGCUGCUGGGGGAGAAGCCCGAGAUCAAGCAGAAGUGGGCCUCGCGGCUGCUCGCCAAGCUACGCAAGGACAUCCGGCCCGAGUUCCGCGAGGACUUCGUGCUCACUAUCACGGGGAAGAAGCCGCCCUGCUGCGUGCUGUCCAAUCCCGACCAGAAAGGAAAGAUCCGCCGCAUCGACUGCCUCCGUCAGGCCGACAAGGUGUGGAGGCUGGACCUGGUGAUGGUCAUCCUGUUCAAAGGCAGCCCGCUGGAGAGCACGGACGGGGAGCGGCUGGUCAAGUCGCCCCAGUGCUCCAACCACGGCCUGUGCGUCCAGCCGCACCACAUCGGAGUGACGGUCAAGGAGCUGGACCUCUACCUGGCCUACUUUGUCCACACACCAGAACAAUCGGGACAAUCGGACAACUCAAACCAGCAAGGAGAGACAGAUGUCAAGCCCCCGCCAAAUGGCCACUUGAGUUUCCAGGACUGCUUCGUGACUUCAGGGGUGUGGAACGUAGCCGAGCUGGUCCGCGUGUCACAGACCCCAGUAGCUACGGCGACCGGCCCCAGCUUCUCCCUGGCUGACCUGGACAGCCCCGGAUACUACAACAUCAACCAGGUCACUCUGGGACGGCGCUCCAUCACCUCCACUCCUUCCACCAGGACUGAAAUGGAGCUUUAUGCAAGUCUCCCACGGAGCUCUAACAAGCGCAAGUCCAUCGACGACAGCGAGAUGGAGAGCCCGGUGGAUGACGUCUUCUACUCGGGCCGUUCGCCGGCGGCUGGCAGCAGCUCGCAGUCCAGCGGUUGGCCCAAUGACGUCGAUGCAGUGCAGCACCAUUUGGCCAGUGUGCAGGAGAGGAAGAUUAAGCAUGAGAGCGAUGGAGUGCAGUUUCCUUACCAUGGACUGUCAUCGCCUGGUUCUCUUAAGAAGCCGGGGAAAUUCGAUUUCAGCGCCCUGUCCUCCCAGACGAGGUCCCCUCGCAUGGCGUUCACCCACCACCCACUGCCAAUGCUGGCGGGAGUGAGACCAGGGAGUCCUCGUGCUUCUGCGUCAGCCCUCCACUUCCCAUCUCCCUCCAUCAUCCAGCAGUCGAGCCCCUACUUCACCCACCCGACCAUCCGCUACCACCACCACCCUGGACAGGAUCCCUUGAAGGAGUUUGUGCAGUUCGUCUGCGCUGAUGGCCCAGGACAAGCCGGCGGACAGCCAAACGGGAGCGGCCAGAGCAAAAUGCCAGGCUCCUUCUUGCUGCCUCCACCUCCCCCAGUGGCCCGCCCAGUGCCCCUCCCUAUGCCCGACUCUAAAUCCAACAGCACGCCCCCUGACGGCGGACUCUCAUCGCCCGCAUCUCCGUCAUACUCCACGGCAGGCACCGCAGCUCCCAACAGGUUUGUCGGCAUCGGAUCACGGGACAACAACUUUCUGAACAUCCCGCAGCAGACACAGUCUUGGUUCCUCUGACAAGAUCUGUGUGAAAACCAGCAACUAGAAUUCUUUCUUUACAAUCCCAAAUAGAUAAUUAUCCUCCAAUCAACAGAGCGACUGGCCAUUACAUAGAAUCUUACAAAGGCAAAACCCAACAAAGCACAGGCGGAAAAUUCAGCAGCGUUUAGAGGAACUCUGGGCUCAUUGUAUUCAGUCAGAGGAAGGAGCCACACGGGGCAAAGACGGCAAGACGGAAAGCCGAUCGGACGGACGAGAGGACGACGGGACGGCGAAGGGUAAGGCGCCGAGCGGCUCGGAGGCGCGUCUCCCGAAAAGAAGGCAGGAGGUCGCCGCGGUCGAGAAUGGCGUCAACUUCUUCGCGAGGGCGCGGUGGCCUCGGAAAUCGACCGAGAUUGAAGCAAAAGCCCCCGUGAAAUACUCAAUUAUGUUUCGAGUGAAAGCCGCAGUUCAGACUUCACCCAAAACGAGUCAAAUUGACCAAUGUGUCUCUCGAGGAAUGACCGGUGACUCGACAUAAGCCCCCUUCCGCCCUCCUACUAACUAAAGAGACACGAUGCCAAAACACAGCUUGAAGGCUUUGCACCUACAGGCUGAAUCAAUUAACACGAAUCCCAUCGAUGUGCACUAUCUCCCUACGAGGCACCGAGGUCAAGCAGACUGGCCCGUUCCGAGUUCUAUUCAAGAGGAAAACAAGAAAAACAAGGCACGACAAGCCGACACGUUAUCACGGCUGCCCGCGCGCGUCGUAAUCGGGAAAAACGUGAACGCGGCAUUGGUAGACAUUUGAAAAAACGCAUCGCGUCGUAUUUCUAGGAGGCGUGAUGUGGAGUUACAGAGUGCGCCCGGUGAACGGUGACACAUCCAUUAGCAAUCCAAACCAACACUGUAAAAUCAAAACAAAGUGUGUACCAAUAUAGAUAGCGGCUAUUGGUUCCCCUCCCUUUGCCCUCUUGUAAUGUCGAUGAUUGCUUUUGGUAUCUUGUGCGUGUUCUUUUUAUUUCACUUCCCUUUGGAUUUGUACUAUUUUGUAAUUGUUUUGUAUUUGAAUGACAGCACCUUAUAAAGAAACACAGUAGGACGUCGAAGCAAGGUGGAGAAAGGUCAUCUUUUUCGAAAACACACAAUUCAAACCUUUUGCUUUCUUCCCAAGAGUUCGAAAGAACAUCGACGCCAUUCGUGUCGCUGUGGCAAACGUGGCGCGAGGGCCCUUUUCGUUUAGCGGAAUCGGGGAACAAAGAGAAUUGUUAGCUUGGCCCUGAGCCUGCUAGCGCCUGCGCAGCUCUCAUCUAAUCUCAUUUGUGCAAUCCAUCAAGUGUGAACAUGGCAAAUUGCCAUUUUACCGGCAAGGCACUCGAACCCAUAAAACAGUGAAUUGUUUUCGUCUGAGAGCGUCAGAGGCACAGACACGGAUUUGGUCACCUUUCAAACCAGUUGUUGCACUUUUAUGUGUACCGUGCAAACAUUUUUCUUCAUGCCCGAAAAGAAGUCAAUAAGCCACCGCUCAUAAUACAAUUAGCGAUUGCGUUGCCAGACAAAUUUACACGGUUCACACAAACCCGUGUUUUAUUGUUCCGCUCUUAAGAUUAGGAAUAUGCUCCGAUGCCUUUGGAAAAGGGGCUAUUUCAAUACACAGUCAAUGUUUAAACCUUUCGGAAUUGCGACGACCAUGUUUAUAACGAAACUGGCAGCAACGUCGAGGAAUGAUCAGAUCAUGCUCAUCCCUAUUUUCAAAAAUGUCGUUAGUUUGCACAAAUGUGUGAAAACUUUCAAAUCUUGCAUUUUUAUUCUGAUUUUUUUUCAACCCCUAAAAAGGAGUAUGAACUCCGCAAAAAUAAUGGCGGAAACUGUAAGAAUACAAAUGAGGUUUUGUGACAAUCCAAAGAAAACCUUUUGUGGAAAUGUGUUUGUCGAGGUCGACAAAAGUGGCACUACUUCUACUUUUUGGACCACGUUAACGGCUGGCGGCGGCGGCGGCGGCGUAAGAGAAAUGGAACCGAAGGGACAGGUCGCUGAAGAUGGGAAGGUUGCUCUUUUUCUGUCUCCCUAAAACGUUUACCCUGUUGUUUACACUCCCAGAUGGGCCGCUGCUCCAAGAGCGGAGGGAACCACGCUGCGGAGCAAAAUGAAUAUGUGACAUAUCGUUCUGUUCUCAGUCGCCAUGUGCCCACUUUUUUGUUUUGUUUUUGUUUUUUAAAAGCUGAUUCAAAAAUGGGACGCGUAGGAUUAGUUUGUAGGUUAGGAAUGGUGGCUCUGGUCAUGUCUGCCCCUGUAUAUUGUGAAUUGAUGAGCCCUUAUUGAUCAAAAAUGCACUAAAACAAUCACGCCAGCCAAACUUUUCUAUCACCAAUUAAAAAUCAGUGUUCACACGCGUCUUAAAUGCUAACACACACACACACGCACGCACACGCACACACCCUGCCCAACGGAAAUCUAAGAGGGAAGUCUUAAAUGUGGACAAUCUGACGAGGCCUUUAUGCUUGUAAUCCUUUGAUAUGAACGUCAUGAUAUUCCCAACGGUCGAUUUAGUCUCGGAUGGACGUCCGGAACGUUCCAUUGAAAGCACCCACCCGCUCUCACAAAAUAACUGGACUGCCUGGCCGUGUUCCUCACUGCGGGGAAGCUACGUAGUUGGCCAACCAUCUCAUAGAAAGCGACUUCUGCUGACUUCACGGUGGCUUCUCUCAUUUCUUUUCGAAUCUAAAGGAAGUGCCUCUGUAUUCCCAUUAUGCAAUUUGUCAAACAUGAAUUCAGGUUCUUUUUUCAUAAGCUAUAGUGAAUGGCGGAGGGGGGGAAAACUAUGUCAGGAGUGGGGAGAGAACAGUUCACUAGAUAAUCGCAAGCAAGCAUCUUUAUAUAAUAAUACACAUAUAUAUUUAUAGAUAUAUAAUUUUCUUUUUAUUUGCAAUAUAAGCUCAGUGGCAGUCUAGUUAUUUUUUGAAACAUGGCAGUCAGAAACGGCUGAUUGGAGCUAAGUAGCAGCCUCUCAAUUGCACAAAAUGGCAUGAUAGACGAGAAAAUCGAUGGCAAACACAGUAGUAACAAACAAUCGGAUCAUGUCGAUGAGUUGAAAAAAAGAUCAGCUAAUGUUUAGUUGUUUUCUUUCUUGUUUUGAUGGGAAGCAUUGUUGUUGAAACGCAACGAUGUGUGUUGAUUGAGCCAUGUGCAAUGCCUUGGUAGAGGAUUUGUGUGUUUGCGAUUGUUUUAGGGUGUUGCAAGAAAAGAGAGAAAAAUCUCUUUUCUUUUUUCAGUUGGUGUUAUUUGUGUUGCAAGUCCAUGUGCUCUGGGACUCUAAAUAUCAGAGUGGAGGAAGAAAAAAAAAAUCCAACUCUUUGUACGUGCGGAAGGGGGGAAUUGUUUUGAACAUUUUGUCUUUUUUUUGUUUUUGUGUUUGUUUUUUUUAAAAGAAACACUUCCUCUAAUUAUGUGUUUUCAACAUGUGGGAGGGCUGAAGGAACAAUUUUGCAACUCACAAAAUAUAUAUUACGACGAAAACUGGUGCUUCCUCACAAAGAGUAUUUAUUAUAGCCAUACUGAAAAGGACAAAAUGAUGCUACAAAGAUCAAUUGACAUUUGUAAUAUUAUGAGAAUUUAGGCCCGGUGACCGACAACUGCCUCACAGUUGUGAGGACCGGGGUUCGAUCCCCGGCCCCGCCCGUGUGGAGUUUGCACGUUCUCCCCGUGCCUGCGUGGCUUUUCUCCGGCUACUCCGCUUUCCUCCCGCAUCCCAAAAAGAAAAACAUGCGUGGUAGGUUGAUUGGCGACUCUCAAUUGCCCGUAGGUGUGCGUGUGAGUGCGAAUGGUUGUUUGUUUGUAUGCGCCCUGCGAUCGGCUGGCGACCGGUUCAGGGUGUGCCCCGCCUCCCUCCCGAAGAUAGCCGGGAGAGGCUGCAGCACGCCCGCGACCCUCGCGAGGAGAGAACGACCCAAACGUUUGAAUAUUGUGAGCUUUGACAGCUUUGAGCUGAGGACCGUAGAAGAUGAUCUGGAGUAUCAUGACGAAAGAACUCGUCUGUGUUUCGGCACAUCAGUAUGAGCGUGUAAAUCCUUUGUAUGAUCGUGUGCGCUUUUAACAAAUACGUAUUGAUAUUACUCAAUUAAUAUACAGUGAGGCAGUCGUCCAGAGAGUGAGACUGUCACAUUCAAAUUUGGACUCCUCCAAACUUUUUGUAUUCCCAUAAUGUUAUAAAAAAAUAAAUAAAUUAUGAAUAAAGAAUUCCAAUCCAUUGAAAUUUUGAAUCCCAUAAAGUUACAUUUUUAAUUGAAACUUUAUUGUAAUAAAAUGGCUUUUAUUCUCGUCUGAUUACAACAUUUAGGUCGUCAUUUGAUGAUUUUAUUUUUCAGUGUGGCUGUAAUACUUCUUUGUGGUUUUCGGACUAAAGUGCAGUCGCUCUCCUCUCGACCUACAUACAUAAUAGUACACACGAAGACAUUUUAGGAAAGCAUGGAUAAUUCUGUUUGUCGUUUUGUAUUUACCAAGAGGGGGCAUUGUUUGGAGAGAAAAAAAAGGGUUGCAACAAAAGGCGUUUUUCCCCUCAUGAACUUUUGACAUCAUAUGGAUUGUAUCAUCUCAUAUCCAAUAUCCUAAUAUGGAACAAGGACAAGAUCUUCCCCAUUUGGGAGAUGCACAAAAGAUCAUGAAUGAUGAUUUGUUUUCUUGUCUGGGAAGACUUCUGUCUCAUUUGGUGUAAAAAUUCUGUCGGAAAUUUGCGUUCGCUCCGAGUGGCGCUGUGAACCCCGCCCGCCCCCUCUCCCCCAUCACCCACUUGUAAAUGACUAGAAAUAUUUGUUUGGUGAAGUAGUAUUCUAGACUCAAAGCAUCUUAAAGGUUGUCCCGAAAAAAGUGCCUUUUGUUCACAGAUUCCAUCUUGUAUACUCCUGAGAUCCCAUCUCAAAAGGAAAAAUAAGUCCCCUCCUUCAUCCUUCUAUAUCCACUUGUUUCUCUUCUUCUCCUUUUUAAAGCAGUAUACAUUGUACUAAAGGCAAUUGGUGUGAUUUAGUUCCUGUUUUUAUUGUUGAAUAAUUAAAAAAAAAAAAAAAAAAGCUGAAAAACACAGAAAACUGACAAAAAACAAGCUUCUCUUUCCUCUCUAUCUUGUCUUCUGUCUAUCUUGGACACUGGAGUAGUCUAUAGGCUGCCCCUCAUCCUUUUUCCUUUUUUCUCUUUUCUCCAAAUGGUGGGGUUUAAAAAAAAAAAAAAAGUUUUGUUUGUUUUUUGUUUGUUUGUUUGUUUUUUUGGUCUGAGCAGAAUGCAGUUAGCUCACAUGUUAUUCUUGUCUGUAUGCUUCACAUUGUAUUACCAUACCCAUCUUCUUCAGCUUCUCCAUUCAACCGCUAAUGUAAGUGAACAAGUUACACCAGGGGCUCUGGGGCUGUGUCGAGGAUGGAGCGCGGCUGUCGUGGGUGGGGAGGGUUGAGAGAGGCACAAAGCAAUCAUAUUUGGGUUUGAAUGAGGGAGAUGUGCUGUAGAACUGCUAGUAAAGGUAGAUUAGUUUGUAAUCUUUGUUUGUGUCUAUUUAUUUUUUAUGAUCACAUUUGGACUUGAUUACUGAUUUUUGUUUUUUUCCAUUGCACCUGCAUAUCCUUGGCAGCGCUUAAAAUGCUGCACUCAAUUUUGCACCUUUCAAGUGGUUGAAGAAGAGCCACUUUAAAACAAAACCCUUUUAAAAAAAAAAAAAAACGUGUUUUUUUUUAAACGCACCUUAUAAACAGAACAGUUCCAUGGUGUUGAGGCUUAAAGCCUCAUUUAAGCACAAUCCAAAAAAAAAAAAAAAAAAAAAGUAACUCACUGCCUCACAAGAUGGAGUCUCUAAAUUAGCAGUGUGUUGCAGACGCAGAGACCAAAGUGAUGUGUACAGACUUUGGCAAGUGUAAGAAAAAGCACCUUGAAAACAUACCAGCAGCAGCAGUAUUAUCAAGCACCACAGUUGAGAAGCCAUAUUGCAGAGGGACGGGUUGCACAGGUCAGUGGGGUUGGGGGGGGGGGGAGGGGGGGGGGCGGUUAUAGACAGACAGCCACCACCACAAGUGCUUCUUCUCCUCCUCCUCCUCCCUGCAAAGCAGUGUCCCAUCCUCAGACACACUUCCAAGAGCCCCUGGUGAAAUGCAUGUGUUAAAGUUUCUUUUCCAUAAUAAUGAUUCAAAAAAAAACAGUUUGAAAAGAGCAACACUUGAUUGAAUAAAAGGAUGUUCUUAACUGUA
This is a messenger RNA of Phycodurus eques (leafy seadragon), 8638 nucleotides long. RefSeq names its product nuclear factor I/Xb (gene nfixb). Gene Ontology annotation, molecular function: RNA polymerase II cis-regulatory region sequence-specific DNA binding; DNA-binding transcription factor activity, RNA polymerase II-specific. The transcript has 14 exons. The coding region runs from base 774 to 2456 and encodes 560 amino acids. The record is from RefSeq and is a predicted model, not a curated record. Gene Ontology annotation, cellular component: nucleus. Gene Ontology annotation, biological process: regulation of transcription by RNA polymerase II. NCBI's taxonomy places the organism in Eukaryota, Metazoa, Chordata, Actinopteri, Syngnathiformes, Syngnathidae.